Pomacea canaliculata is the source of this 1203-nucleotide messenger RNA. Its product is annotated as 39S ribosomal protein L51, mitochondrial-like. The coding region runs from base 144 to 779 and encodes 211 amino acids. The record is from RefSeq and is a predicted model, not a curated record. Gene Ontology annotation, molecular function: structural constituent of ribosome. Gene Ontology annotation, biological process: translation. The transcript has 3 exons. Gene Ontology annotation, cellular component: mitochondrial large ribosomal subunit. NCBI's taxonomy places the organism in Eukaryota, Metazoa, Mollusca, Gastropoda, Architaenioglossa, Ampullariidae.
UGUUUCUUGUAAAGGUGUUUUGUUGAAUUCGUGACCUAUGUGGAAAUUAUAACUUUCUUUGGUUUGACUGGGCGAGAAACAGUUUGUAUCAUUCUUUUACCACAGUUGUUGGUAAAUUUUCUUGCUUAGUAAAAAAAAAAAAAAUGUUUAAGUUUUACAAAGCGUUCGCUCAGCUCCGACUGUUUGAAUCUGUCGGAGGAAACGGAGUUCAGCGUGCACACGAUACAGUACAUGUGAUCAAAGGACUAAACAGUUAUGAAUUUGUUUCUUCAAAUCAUGUUCCGUUUAACCAGAAUUACGCCAGUUUGUUGAUGCGUAGCUUUUCAACCAAACCUAGACCUCAAAACGAGAAGUCAGAGAAAAAAACGAAAGUGAGCUACGACCCCCCCUCACCAUACCGAGUUCCAGGUCCUCGCCGAUAUGGUUACGAGACAAAAUAUUUUACUGGAGGGUUGUUGCCUCGAGGAGAGCAUUUGGAACCCAUUUUAGCCCUUCCAAAGUACAAGUUUUCAGAUCCUUGGAGCAAGAAAAAAGCCCUCUUUGGUCAGAAUGAUUACAUUGACAUUCUGGGAGAUGGCAGUGUCAAACCCAGUGACCUUAUUACAGGCCCUCCGUGGCUGAUUGGUUUCAAGGGAAAUGAGAUGCAACGUUUAUCCCGCCAAAUGAAAUUUCAGGGCAAGGAAUUGGCAUACCUUUAUCCUACAAGAUUCCAUCGGUUGAAAAAGCGUAUUAAAUUUCUAUACAAAAGGUAUAACCAGAGACGUAGCAAACGUUACUAGAUUGGUAUCAGGCACAUUUUUGUGUGAAUUUGAAGUCGGGUUAUAUUUUAACAUUGUCAUUUUCAUGAUGUGUUCAUAUCAAGCAUAGAGAAAUACCUUAUCUGUUUUGUUUUAAGUCACUCUCUGUAGAAGGAAAUUGUGUACAUGAAGUACACAACAUUUCUUUCACCUAUUGAAAUCAUUACUAACUGCCCAAGCUCGAGUUCAAAAGUGUUGCAAAAGACCUUGCUACUAAAAUGUAUUUCCAGACCUUAUAAGAACAACUGUCAUGGAGCUGCUCAUACUCCAUUAGGUAGAUAUCUAUAUUUAUAUCUGUAACGAAAACUUUCAUGGCAAAUAUUUAACAUCUGAAAUUGUAUUACAAGCUUCAAAAUGAAAGCUUCAAUGAAACUGUCUUAUGAAAAUAUAUUUGAUACAUCAUCAC